Molecule: messenger RNA, 1990 nt
Organism: Lutra lutra (Eurasian river otter)
Lineage: Eukaryota; Metazoa; Chordata; Mammalia; Carnivora; Mustelidae
Gene: LETMD1
Product: LETM1 domain containing 1
Exons: 9
Coding region: 32-1114 (360 amino acids)
Biological process (GO): intracellular monoatomic cation homeostasis
Cellular component (GO): mitochondrial inner membrane
Molecular function (GO): ribosome binding
Source: RefSeq, a predicted model, not a curated record
UCCUCCCUUCUCCCCCUCUUUCCCUGUGAAGAUGGCGCUCUCCAGGGUGUGCUGGGCUCGGGCUGCUCUGUGGGGUUCGGCGGUCACCCCCGGACCUCAUGUCACCCGGAAGCUGCAACUUGUUCGCUGUGGCCUGGCCUGGGGGGCCCCUCGGUCUUCAAAGCUUCACCUUUCACCAAAGGCAGAUGUGAAGAGCUUGAUCUCUUAUGUGGUGGCCAAGACAAAAGUGAUUAAUGGGAAAUACCAUCGUUUCUUGGGUCGUCAUUUUCCCCGCUUCUAUGUCAUGUACACAAUCUUCAUGAAAGGAUUGCAGAUGUUAUGGGCUGAUGCCAAAAAGGCUAGAAGAAUAAAGACAAAUAUGUGGAAGCAUAACAUAGAGUUUCAUCAACUUCCAUACCGGGAGAUGGAGCAUUUGAGACAGUUCCGUCGAGACGUCACCAAGUGUCUUUUCCUGGGUAUUAUUUCCAUUCCACCCUUUGCCAACUACCUGGUCUUCUUGCUCAUGUACCUGUUUCCUAGGCAGCUCCUCAUCCAACAUUUCUGGACCCCAAAGCAACAGAUUGAUUUCUUAGAUAUCUAUCAUGCUCUCCGGAAGCGGUCCCACCCAGAAAUCCUUUGUUGUUUAGAAAAGGUUAUCCCUCUUGUUUCUGACGCAGGACUCCGGGGACAUAUGACAGAGCUGUGCACCAAGAUACAGCAUGGUACCCACCCAACAGUACAUGACAUCCUGGCUCUGAGAGAGUGUUUCUCUAACCAUCCUCUGGGCAUGAAGCAACUCCAUGCUUUGCAAAUGAAAGCCCUGAGUAGAGCCAUGCUUCUCACGCCUUACCUGCCUUCUUUCUUGUUGAGACACCGUUUAAAGACUCAUACCAUCGUAAUUCACCAGCUGGACAGAGCUUUGGCAAAGCUGGGGAUUGGCCAGCUGACUCCCCAGGAGGUGAAAUCGGCUUGCUAUCUUCGUGGCCUGAAUUCUACCCAUAUUGCUGAAGAGAGGUGUCGAGCUUGGCUGGGAGAGUGGCUACAGAUUUCCUGCAGCCUGAAAGAAGCUGAGCUGUCCCUCUUACUACACAACGUGGUCCUGCUUUCUGUCAACUACACUGGGACAGGGUGCUGAGUGAACCUGGAGCGGAUGGCCUUGUCCUGCAGUCACAGAGGACAGCCGCGUGGUACCAGACAGCACUGGUCGGCAGGGGGGCUGUGUGCGCCCUUAGGCAUGUGGAAGGCAGAGGAGUAGGUACUGCCGGCUUCCCCGCGUGGUGCCCGUGUGGGAGCUGGAACUGAAAGGAACCCUCUUCCCAGAGGGGGCCCGAGUGCGCCAUCAUCCCAACUUCCUCAGAAUCAGCCGGAGCUGCCAGUGGCCUCUGUCCUGGCCUUUCCUUGUGAGCUUUAAGUUCAGGUCCUAGGAAGUGAGCUCUUUCCUCAUUUGGCCGAGGGCUUGACCACUGCUGUAUUCCUUACAGCUGUGUUUUCGUUCCAGUUUCUGGCUGGCGAGGGCAAUGGCACUGUUGAAAUCGGCGCAUUUACAUCUAUGCGUGUACUUCUGUGCUGCCCUCAAUGCUUCUUGUGAUGACCAAAAAUAGCCUUUUUUUUUUUUGUCCCCUCACUGCACUGGGUUAACCACUCCCUUUCCUUUCCAAAUCCUUGAACACUUUUUUUCCCCCCAAGCAAAUAGUUAUUCAUAUAUGGGAACUAAUGGAAAAGAUAAAAGGAAAUGCAAGUGCUUCUUGCCCGUUCACCGCCCCCUUAUCUGUUUCUGGGCUGUGGGGCAGCCCCUAAGGAUCUUCAGCUCUGCUGCCUCCACUGUGCUGUAACAGACAGUGGCCCCUUCCGUGGGCCAUGAAUUAAACCUCGAAGGUUCUAGGCACUGCCCCGCUUUGGAGACCAGGAGAGGCCUGCUUUGUGAGCAAGUUGGGUUUAGCUUUUGUCUGUGUAACUUAUUGUAAAUGCAUGAAGCACUGUUUUAAAGCCAAGUAAAGACUGCCUGAAACCA